This is a messenger RNA of Staurois parvus, 951 nucleotides long. The record is from the annotation of a GenBank genome assembly. Lineage: Eukaryota; Metazoa; Chordata; Amphibia; Anura; Ranidae.
GUUGACCCUUCAGAAUCUAAAGCAGAGGACGAUGAUCUCCCAGAGGAUUCCCGAAAAGAAAACCCCAUCAUCUCAGAUCUCUGUCUAUCUCCCAAUGAAGAUCUAUCAUCCGAUCCUUCUACACAUAAAGGGAAUCUUCCUCAAUCCCAUCCUCUUAAUCAUUCCACUUCUGCGAAAAAAACCGAAACCCUCCCAUGUUCUGAAAAUGAGAAUUUCCUAGAAAAAGCCGAUCUUAUCAAAAGAACUUGCGUAGGGUUGAAACCAUAUUCAUGUUCUGAAUGUGGAAAGUCAUUUGCGUACAUGUCCCGUCUCAAUGCGCAUAGGCAGGUUCACAUAAACACAAAGCCAUACGCGUGCUCCAAGUGUGGUAAACGUUUCAGAUGGAAAUCAUGUCUCUCUAGGCACAAAUGGUUCCAUCGAGAUGAAGCCCCAUUCUCUUGCUCCCAAUGUGGGAAAUGUUUUGCAAAGAAGUCCUACCUAGACGAGCAUCAGAAAAGGCACACCAGCGAGGAGCCAUUUACAUGUUCGGAAUGUGGCAGGUCCUUCACGUUGAAAUCCUACCUGGUCAAGCAUCGGAAGACACACCUGGGCCAGAAGCCGUACUCCUGUUCAGAAUGUGGACGGUGUUUUGCCGUAAAGGCGUGUCUGGUGGAUCACUUUAGAAGCCACACGGGCGAAGGUCCCUUUUCUUGCGCAGAGUGUGGGAAGUGUUUCACAUACAAAACAACUCUGGCAGACCAUCAAAGACUCCACACUGGAGAGAACCUCUAUUCGUGUUCUGAGUGCGACAAACGUUUUACCCAAAGGAGACUUCUGGAAAAGCACCAAAGAGUUCACACGGGAGAGAAGCCUUAUACGUGUUUCCAAUGUGGAAAAUGCUUUGCGCAGAAAUCGGACCUUGGCAGGCACGAAAAACGUCACAGAAACAAGGCUGAAGGCAGGCCCACCUGA